This is a messenger RNA of Cutaneotrichosporon cavernicola, 1215 nucleotides long. RefSeq lists its product as uncharacterized. NCBI's taxonomy places the organism in Eukaryota, Fungi, Basidiomycota, Tremellomycetes, Trichosporonales, Trichosporonaceae. Bases 1 to 1215 code for a protein of 404 amino acids. The record is from RefSeq and is a predicted model, not a curated record. The transcript is spliced from 5 exons.
AUGAGCCUCCCAAGCUCCGUACAGCUCCUCUAUCCGAAAGUGCACGCCGUGCUACCAAACGGCUUCCAGCGCCAUCCUUUCAAGGACACCAUUCUCUGCACCGACACGACUGCGGCGCUGGGUAACAAGUCGAGUCCGUUCGUGGCCACACACCCGUCCUUCCUCGCACUCCUUGGUCCAGCUCCAUCGGUACGAGUACUAGCCGCCCAGGAUCGUUCGUUUGCACACGAAGCCGGCGUGUGGGUUCCCACCCACGACGGUGCGGGCGAGGUAUGGUUCACUUCCAACCUGUAUGACGGGCCGACGCGCUCUGACGGCCUCCGUGAGCGCACAGUGGAAGUUAGCCGUAUAAACCUCGGAACAGGCAAAGUCAACCCCGUCCAGCUACCAGUGUAUGGAGGCAACGGCGCGUGCCCGUAUGGCGACUACCUGCUGUUUUGCGACCAGGGCGCGGGUCGGGGCGUGCCGUCGGCGCUCACACUGGUGGAUCCUAGCAAUCCAGCAGACGUGAGGCCGAUUCUGAACAACUUCCACGGUCGCGCAUUCAACUCGCUCAACGAUGUCAUUGUCCUUCCACCCAGGUCGACCGAGGAUCUUCCUGGCAGCGGGGAGGCAGAGUCGUCCCGUCUACCGGCUCGCGGCUCCACAGUGUGGUUCACUGACCCCACAUACGGCCACGAGCAGGGCUUUCGCCAUACGCCCGAACUUCCCUCACAAGUCUACGUCUUCAAUCCCGAGACGGGCGACAUCCGCGCCGUCGCAGACGGCUUUGACCACCCCAACGGCAUCUGCUUCAGCCCCGACGGCAAGACGUGCUACGUGACAGAUACCGCGCACAUUCGGGGCUGCGGCACGCUCGAUCCUCACAAGCCGAGCACAAUCUACGCGUUUGAUGUCGUGUGGCCCGGCGUCGACCUGGAUAUUGGAGGACCGUCCCUGCAAAAUCGCCGCCUCUUUGCGUUUGCCGACUGUGGUGUGCCGGAUGGUAUCAAGUGCGAUACUUUGGGAAACGUGUACUCGGGAUGCGGUGAUGGUGUCCACGUGUGGAACAAAUACGGCACACUCGUUGGAAAGAUAGUGCUUGGCCUAGCUGAUGACAACAUCGGAGCAGGCUGCGCCAACUUCUGCUUCGUGCCUGGAGGGAAAUUGGUGUGCUUUGCGGAGAACCGCAUCUACUUGGUGGAGGGCCUCGCUGUUGAGGGUGCACUGUUGUAG